AUGAUCAUACUCAUGUGUUUCAUUGCCAUUUUCAUUCAUGUCUCAAGCUCCGAAUGCAACAAAAGAACACCAACAUGGGAGGAGAAACUUAGGAGAGACAUACCAAACUACAUUUUGCACCCCAAUCAACAGUGUGUAAAUAGUACCGUAGCUAUCCACUUCAAUUUGAGAUACUACACGUUUGACGAGAAAACCCAGGAGUUCUACAUCUACAGCUAUAUGAUGCUAAAGUGGUUCGAUGACUCUUUGAAAUGGAACCCGAAAGACUACGGCGGAAUCGACAGAACUACUGUCAGAACUGCGAUGAUUUGGACCCCAAAGAUUAUUCAGAUGGACGAUGACAGCGACAUAUUUAUUUCACUGCAUAAUUUCUACACGUCAUCGUGUAUGGUAUAUCACGAUGGAACGGUGACGUGUAUCCCAGAGAUGAGACAUUCGGGCGAAUGCCAAUCCAGGAUGAAGGACUGGCCCUACGACACACACAUUUGCCAAAUAAAAUUCGUCGAAAAAGAUGUUAGGAUCACAAGAAAUGGUACCACCGGUAUUUCGACGAAAGACGCCAAGGAAAGCGCUGGAUGGAAUAUAAUAUUAAGUGCCUACACCGAAUCUGAUGAAAAACCAGAUGAAAUAACUCUAACAUUCGUGAUAAAGAGAGCAGCGGAUGGCUUAGCAGCUAUAUUUGUAAUUCCACUGAUAGUUAUAGCUGCAUUAAAUAUAACAGCUAUUUUAAUAGAUAUUGAUAAUAUCCUUCGCGUUCACGUUUUGGUUUUUUGUUUGAUUUCUUGUGUGAAUUUUGUGACUGAAAAUUAUCCGAAAUUUGGAUCCGAUGUGCCGAAGAUAUUGAUUUUCUUAAGAACUUCCUUCUUUCUGAGCGCGCUGUCUAUUUUUUUCACGUAUAUUUUUAAAAACUUGAGAAAAAAAACGAAUCCUCCGCCAAGUUGA
Messenger RNA from Aricia agestis (brown argus), 942 nucleotides. RefSeq names its product acetylcholine receptor subunit beta-type acr-2-like. The coding region runs from base 1 to 942 and encodes 313 amino acids. Gene Ontology annotation, molecular function: extracellular ligand-gated monoatomic ion channel activity; transmembrane signaling receptor activity; neurotransmitter receptor activity. NCBI's taxonomy places the organism in Eukaryota, Metazoa, Arthropoda, Insecta, Lepidoptera, Lycaenidae. The transcript is spliced from 2 exons. Gene Ontology annotation, biological process: chemical synaptic transmission; monoatomic ion transmembrane transport; regulation of membrane potential. The record is from RefSeq and is a predicted model, not a curated record. Gene Ontology annotation, cellular component: neuron projection; membrane; synapse.